Messenger RNA from Cutaneotrichosporon cavernicola, 294 nucleotides. RefSeq lists its product as uncharacterized. The record is from RefSeq and is a predicted model, not a curated record. Bases 1 to 294 code for a protein of 97 amino acids. NCBI's taxonomy places the organism in Eukaryota, Fungi, Basidiomycota, Tremellomycetes, Trichosporonales, Trichosporonaceae. The transcript is spliced from 2 exons.
AUGGUCCAUCACGGCGAACACCAUGACGGCACGGACGGGCGCACUGUCCCGGGUAACGUCGAGAUCCCGAACGAGAAGGCAGCCGAGGAAGCGCUCAACUCGCCCACAGCCGUUGAGGAUCCCAACUUUGUCACGGCCGUCUUCAACUCGUACAUCCAGAACAAGAAGAAGCAGGGCGAGAACAACGACGAAAUCAGCACAAAGCUCAAUUACAUCCAGCUCCGGUUUCCGCACUUUGACCAUAUUGCCGCUGCUGUUCGCGAGAAUGCUGGGCUGCCCAAGCGGCCCGCGUAG